Tuber aestivum (summer truffle) is the source of this 4377-nucleotide messenger RNA. Lineage: Eukaryota; Fungi; Ascomycota; Pezizomycetes; Pezizales; Tuberaceae. The record is from the annotation of a GenBank genome assembly.
GCUUCACAAUGGGUGGCCGGCGUCCCCAAGUGUUCAUUCAAUGAAACCGUCACGGUCACACUCGCAAAUAUUCAUCAAAACCCCGGCUUCAAUAAUAUCUCCCAAACAAAACUUUACCCGCCCACCGGUGAAGCCCGGGCGAUUCAUCACACGUGUCGGCAUCGCGACAUGUUCCAAGGGAGUCCGAGCAUACUCGAGUACAGUCUCCCGGUACAAGUACCGUGAUCCCCAGCUCGGCGCCGAGCAACGACCCGGCAACCAAUCUCCCAUCUUGUACUCGAGUACGGAGCCGUACCACCCGCUAAUCACUCGCUCUUCUCACACACCCUCACGGAUAAUAGUUUCUCCUAUAAAUUCUACCUGGCCUUUGCACCAAGAAAGUACCGGUACGGCGCGGACAUACGAGAUAGAGCACGGUAUUACAAAGUGAGCAUUAAUAUCUCUUUCCCUCCAUUAAGCCCUACCUUUACCGCAUUGAUAAACUACACUUCUGCUAUAGGUAACCCCAAUACUGCCAACGAUCCCCCCCCUCCCUCCCCACUAAUCCGCUCACAACUCAAUUGACAUGGUACAGUGCUCUGUGCUCUGUAGCACUAGAUGGAACGUGGGACGUGUAGCACGGUAACAAAUUUCGUUUUUCACUGACAAAAAAACAAACAAACAUCGGCGCGGGGGCCGAGCAGGAGAAGGCUCUUAAACCCCGGGGAAUCCCUUUCAGGAAAAUCGGUGUGCGAAAAACGAAUUGAGUUCCUUCCCCAAACGAACGGAACAACGCCCGCCGGGUCGCUGGUUGGACAGACAGCGAGGGGCAGUUGUUUGCUGGAACGUGGGCGGCGGGGAGAAGUGGGCUUGUUGGCGGGAAAUCUACGGCGGGAAUCCAACCAGAACAAAGGGUCCAGCAAUCUUCUAACCAAGGAGGGAAGGAAGUGUACUUACUCAUAUGUAAGUGGAGGUGGGGAGGAAAUCAAAGGCGCUGCGGGGGUUUGGUUGGAAAUAAAGGGAUUAUAAAGAUAAAAAUAAAAAUAAAAAUAAAGAAUUACCCUUUUGUGGAGGGGGUCGUGGUCUCUUGCGUUGUCCACCACACAAGGAUUCGAUAACGAUAGGCUGUUUUUUUUUUCUCUCUCCUCUGCCGAGAUCGUUCCGCGGGAGGAAGCACGGACAGACGGACAGACAGAAGACCGUCGGGGGGAAAGGAGCUUAGGAGAGGAGAGGAACCUUUUUUUCCACACGGAGACGCACAAAAUUAUAGGGAGAAUGAUCAGGCCGGCAACUUACAGAACGAGGUUCGUGAUUCUGGCGUUUGUUGUGAUUGUUUAUUUCAACUACGUCAUCUCGCCAGAAUUCGGGAAUGGUGGCUCCAGCUCCGAGCUGAACCGUCCCGGAUCAUCGCCAUCAGAGCUCGGUAUAUUCAACGGCGGUGAAACGGGACAGAAGGAGGAGGAGGGCCCUCGAUACGGGAACCCCAUACAAUUCGAUUUCAAGGGUAGCGGUAGAGGUGCUGGGGACAGCAAGCGGGCCCACGAGAUCAAGGAGACCAUGAGCAGAACCUUUUGGAAGUAUAGGCUUGGAGCUUGGGGCAGCGAUGAAAUUAUGCCGAUCAGUGGGAACGGGAAAACUACAAGGUGGGGGAACUUUUUUUCCCCCACGUUCUCUUUCCUGAAGCCGCCGGCGCCCAUCCUGUUCUCGCGUUCGCGCCUCAGCUGGGCUGGGGUUUUCUCCCCUUCUUCUCCAUUCCUUCUCCUUCUCCUUUGAAGCUCAAGCUAACCUUGCCCUUUGCAGGAAUGGAUGGGCAGCGACUAUUGUGGAUACUCUGACGACGACCGCCAUGAUGGGUCUUGAGGAGGAGUUUAAGCUUGUGCGUGAUAGCCAAGGGCAAAGUGAUAAUGUGUGAUGCUGAUCUUCGGGUGGUAUUUUUUUAUAGGAAUUAAAUUUCACACUCGGAAUCGAUUUCAGUAAGGCUGAAGACCUUGUCGAUCCCUUCGAGACAACUAUACGGUGGGAUCUACCCCCUCCCCUCCUCCCUCGAUCCCUCCUGCUAGCUCUAUACUGAUAUCUGAUAGCUAUCUCGGAGCUAUUAUUUCCACCGUGGAGCUCAUUGAUAACGGCGUUGUCCGCAGAAGACUUGUGUCUGAGCAGGAAAGGAAUGCCCUGGUAGCUAAGGCUUUGGAGCUAGCUGAUAAAUUAGCGCCUGGUUUCGAUUCUCCGUCUGGUAUGAUAUGGCCCAGAAUCAAUUUCAGUACAAAUAGAGGUUGCAGAGAAGAUGGGAGAGAAGUGGGAUUGCAUAACCAUCCCACAAUUGGCCCUGCCCGGGCCGGAACCAAUUGGCUGGAGAAUAAAGUUCUUAGCAAGCUUACUGGAAAUGAUAUAUAUGGGGAGAAUGCAACACGUGCUUGGAAGUAUACUUUGAUUCCCCAUCGUCCCUGAAGCUUGAUAGGUUUAUUAACCCUGUAUUAUUGUUGUUUCUCUCUCUUUUUUUUAGGAAGCUUGUCUGGAACGAGUAAGUGUAAAACUGGGUUCGGUAUUCCGCCUUUUCUGACGAUUCGGGAUACAGGUACACAGAGGAUUGGCCGGGGCUUGCCCAGUAAGUGCUCCAACGCUCUGUGCUUCCGGUGGGUAACCAGGCAGGUUUCUGACAAAUACUUUUAGGUCUCCGCUUGACAUCAUGACCGGCAAUCCUGUUGACAAAGAUCGAAGUUGGGGUGGAGGGCACGACUCGUAAGGGAGCUUCCGAAUGUCUUGGGAACCGAUAUUGUCGGCUGCUUACUGAUACCGACCGUUGCCAAUGAUAGAUAUUACGAAGUUGACAUCCUGUUGUUCCAUUGGGCGGCUAUUGGAUAGGAGCUAACCUUUCGUCAAUAGUAUCUCAUCAAGGCACAAAUAUUAGCGCCCAAGGACCGGUACGCAAAUGUGUAUAGAGAGAAGUGGGUGAAAGCUGUCGAGUCCACAGUUAAACAUCUUGGCCAAUGGUCGACCCCGGGAAGGGGUCGUCAAAAAGGAAAUUUGUUCCUCGCUCAGUGGAAGAAUGGGCUUUUAGUCAAUGAGAUGGGCCACCUCGCAUGCUUCGCCGGCGGGAACUUCAUAUUAGGAGGGAAAUACCUCGGUAGAAAAGACUUUGUACAAUUUGGUCUGGACGUCGUCGACGGAUGCCACGAGACCUACGUCAGCGCGAUUACACGCAUCGGACCUGAACUCUUCGCCUGGACACCGGCAGAUAAGAGGAUCGUUCCUGUGCUCCAACCCGAGCAUGAUGGGCAGCGGGAACAGAAAAGUAACGCAGGCUUUUGGGUCACGAACGCUAGGUAUCUGCUGCGUCCCGAAACCGUGGAGUCAUAUUUCUACGCAUACAGAGCGACAGGCAACCAGAUGUACCAAGAAUGGGCGUGGGAUGCAUACAAGUAUGUCAUUCCUAUUUGUUGUGCGAUGAUUGGGGGGGGGCGAUCUACUUUUGAGUGCUCGAUUGACUUCCUGUUUCUUUCUCUCUUCCCACUUGUGCAUUGCUCCCGAUCCUCAUAUGGUGCAGUAUACUAACUUGUGAUGCCCCUCAACAUAGGGCCUACAUGAAGGCAACCGAGGUGGAGUUCGGAUAUGCUUCAGUUAAAGAUGUCACUUUGCCUGAAGGAGGUGGUCUGACUGAUGAAGCAGAGAGUUUCUGGGGAGGUACGUCUAUCAUUUCCCUUCCCUCCCCGAUCUUUCUUCCCUUCAGGCACCCUUCCCGGAUCUUCCCCCCAAGACCCCCCUCUAUUUCUCCUCACGUGUGGUCUAGCCCGGUCAAUCCCUAUUCUUCUUUUUCCCCCUAACUUCACUAUCGGUGAGGUCCAAAUUAUUCUCUCACUCAUCCUCAACCUCUCACUCUCUUGCGACAAGUUGAUUUUCGUCUGCACAUGACCGCUUUCCCAUGCUGAUUAUCGCCUCACUUGUCCCCGGGGCGCUGGGAUUGGAUGUUCCGUAUUUCCAGCCGAGACAUUGAAGUAAGCUACAAUCCAUUAUCUCCACCUUUUUCUCCCCCCCUCCCUUCACGAAAAAUGUGCUCGCUUGAUUUUUUAUUUUUUUAUUUUCCAUGCCAUCCCCCUUCCCGCCGCUCUACACCCAUCCACACACUCUUUACACAGCCUUCUCCGCAAGGGCCGGAAGGACAAGGGAAACGGAGGGGGGGGUUCCCCCCCUCUUCCCAGUAUCUCCGCCCUUCAGCCGCAAAACAUCAUAUUCAAAAGGGAAGAGGAGAAAGAAGCAAGGAGGCAGGCAGAAGGAAAAAGAAAAAUGACAAGGCUAAUUUUCCUGGGCGCGAUUGCGCGCAUACACCCACAUGCACCAGAUAUCUCUAUUUGACAUUCACUAGUGAAGACGUUGGGAGCCUGGACGAAUGGGUUUUCAGCACUG